AUGGAAAAUAGUAGCCCAGGAGGGCGACAACGUGUUAAAAGAUGCUUAUUCGGAAAACCAAACCAACGAGAGGUUGAGAAAUGGCUUGAUGAAACCUCUAAAAAACAGCUAAAGCAAAGCAGAGAUAAAUGGAGCUACGAUUUUGAAUUAGAUAUUCCGAUUGCUGGGGAUGUGGAAUAUGAAGCUCUUCCUAUAAGUAAAAAGAAAAGUAGGAAAGUUACUGAAUUCGACCCAAAUAUUCCAUCGGCUUCAUCUGAAGAGGGGAAUCUUGACGAGGAAGCUAACAGCUGUCAUCGUCCUCUCACUAGGUCUUGCACAAGACAGUAUGACGGUAAUGGCAGUUUGCAAAGUAGAAGAAGUUUGAAGCAGGCUAAAUUGACUAGUCUUGCACAAGGCAGUAUGACGGUAGUGGCAGUUUGCAAAGUCGAAGAAGUUUGA
This is a messenger RNA of Strongylus vulgaris, 438 nucleotides long. NCBI's taxonomy places the organism in Eukaryota, Metazoa, Nematoda, Chromadorea, Rhabditida, Strongylidae. The record is from the annotation of a GenBank genome assembly.